AUGCUUAAAACUAUAUCAAACGUUGGAUUGUACAAAUCUCUCCAAGUCAUACCCAAAAGUUCCGUAUCGUUCCGCUCCUUUGCAAGCACUCCAUCCAUUUUUAAUUCGAGUUCGAGCCCAACGUCGUUCAAGGACAUAUUGGACUCCACUAGCACUAUUGGCACCAGCGGAAAUGCCAAGAGUACCAUCACAGCAACAGCAUCAGAGCAGACCAGCCGUAAAAAUAGAAAAAAUGAAAGAAUCGUUUUGUGGAAAUUGAACGGAACGUUCAACAAGCACAAUACCCACUUGACUUUGAGUGCAGUGGUAGAAGAUCUCGAUUUCCUCGACAAGAACCCCAAUUUAUCUUACAAUGAACAAGUGUUAUACUAUCUCAACUUACCUCACCACCCUAAGGCACAUAUUUCGGCCGGUCAACUUGGAUUCAGAAAGGCUCAGAGAGCUGAGUACGAAGCAGGCUACCAAGUUACCAACAAGAUGUUCAAAUUGAUCGAAGAAAAGAGAUUCUUGGGUCCAAAUGACAAGAUCGAGUUGAUCUUAAAGAACUUUGGAAAAGGUAGAGAAGCAUUCCUCUCGGCUUUACAAGGUAAGGAAGGGUUAUACGUGAAGCCACACAUUGUGAGAAUUUCCGACGAUACCAAGAUCAAGUUUGGUGGUACCAGAGCCAAGAAGGCCAGAAGGUUGUAG
Dujonia railenensis is the source of this 687-nucleotide messenger RNA. NCBI's taxonomy places the organism in Eukaryota, Fungi, Ascomycota, Pichiomycetes, Serinales, Debaryomycetaceae. The record is from the annotation of a GenBank genome assembly.